AUGGCUCAUUUACAAUACAUGCCUGGUGAUCCUCGUUUAGUUGAUCAAUUGGUUUACGAGUUGAAAUCAAAAGGAAUUUUCGAUCAGUUUAGAAAAGACUGUAUAGCAGAUGUAGAUACAAGACCAGCAUAUCAGAAUCUUCGGCAGCGUGUAGAGAACUCUGUGUCAUCAUUCCUUGCCCGACAAGUUUGGAAACCAGAUCUCAACAAGAAUCAACUAAGAGAAAAAUUGAGAAAACAUAUUUUAGAUGGCAAUUACCUGGAACAAGGGGUGGAAAGAAUAGUAGAUCAAGUUGUAAACCCAAAGUUAGCAACGGUAUUUGUUCCAAAAGUAGAAGACCUUGUCUAUGACUAUCUGGGUAUCACUAGAAAGAAGAACUCAGUUGAAACAUCAAAUGGAAUUGCAGAUUUGCUUCCAACAGACUUAGAAGCAGUAAGUCCAGGUUCAGUUAAAAGUAAUGAAGAUAAAGAUGAUCCAAUGGAAGUGGAUGGAAUAUCUGAGCCAGUAUAUGAACAAAAAAAAGAAGAAAAGUUAGCUGAAGUAACUGAGAAAAUUGAAGAAGCAGAAACAUCUGGUGUUAGUGAAUUAACAAUACAUGACUCAAAUGGUUGUGACAACAAAGACAGUAUUCCACUCCCUGCAGAGGAGAUAAGACCUGAAGAUAUACCUCCUCCUGAAAAUAGUCCUCCAAAAGUUGAAAAGGUUGAGAUAGACAAAAUAGAACUACCAAAAGAACAAGAUGUUGCUACAGAUAUUCCAUUACCUGAUGACAUACCAAAACAAGAAAAUGGUACUUUCUUUAAAACUGUCAACAGUGAUGAUGACGACUCUAGUUCGGAUUCAUCAUUACGUAGAAAUAUGUCACCUUUGACUCCUAUCAGAAGUUACAAUAAUGAAAACUCUUGCGAUGCCCAACAAGCAUUUGAAAACCAACUGAUAGAGAGUAAAAAGGAAGAAAUCAAAGAGCCAAGUACUUUCAGAUUUGCAUUAGACACUAAAUCUACUGAAAAUAGUUUGGAUGCACCUAAAAUGGAUCAUAAAAAUGAAACUGAUUUAUCCUACCAGUUAAAUCAAGUUAAUAUAAAUAAUUUUAUAACACCUGCAUAUGAAGACAGUUCUAAUAGCAAUCAUUUACAAAUUGAUUAUGAAAGUGAUGCCAACAGUAAAAUAAAUACUGAAAUUAAAGAAGAAGCCGAUCAAAAUUCUGAAGAAAGUAAAAAAGAAAACCCAAAGCAAGUCAGCCAAAAAAGCAGUCAUAAAAGCUCACAUAGGCCUAGAGAACACAAGCAUUCAGCAAGGGACAAAAAGCCGGAGUCGAAACCUUCAAGCAGUAGAGAUACCAGUCGCCAUGAUAAAAAAUCUAAAGAUGAUGGUAAACAUAAACCAAGUGAAAAAGAAAGAUCAAGGGAUAGAGGUGAUAGAAAAGAAAAUAAAGAUUCAUCUAGACACAGAAGCUCUCACAAAUCGAGCCAUAAAGACUCAAAAUCUCAUCGAAGCUCAAGCUCCAGCCAUAAACAGUCAAACAGAUCAGAUGAUAAAAAGUCUUCAUCAGCAAAUCAAAAAGACAAACAAAAAAGUUCAGAUAAAUCUUCUUCUAAAGAUAAGCAUUCUAAGGAUUCAAAAUCCAGUUCUCACCAUGCCGAUAAAGACAGAAAGAGCAGUAGUAGCAGUAAAAGUAGAUCUAGUGAUAAAGAUAAAGAUAAAAAGUCUAAAAAAGAUACAGAUGAUCACUACAGCCUAUCUGGUAGGGGUAAUCCGAAUAGACGUUCAACUGAUAGAGAUUCCAAUGAUGGCAGUUCUUCAUCUAAAGGUUCUCAUCAGCCUUCUAGUUCUAAAUCAUCAGAUAGCAAAAAAGAUGCAAAGGAAAGCACUUCAAAAUCUGAUAGUAAAUCUGAUAACACAUCUGGGAGUGGUUCAACUACGCCAAGUGAUAAAGUAGCCCCACAUGAUGUGGGUAAGAAAGCUGAAGUAUUACAAAAACAACCUAUUGUCAGAUUAGAAACCCAUUUAGAAACACCAGUAGCUUCACCACCAAGAUUGCCUUUUGUACCUGAUAUUACAUUGAAAAAGCCAAAAAUAGCAGCUAAUUUUGAAGAAGCAAAGAAAAUUAUGAAAAUGCGCAAAUUUUUAGAAGAAGAGCAAAGACGUAUGAAUCAAGAAGCAGCUCUGCUUUUGGAGUUUCAAGCUAAUGUGAGACCAAGCCUUAGUCAAGUAUACUCUAGUAUACCUGGACCAGAAUUAGAAUUUGCAUGUAAUACUAACACAGCAAAUCAAUAUAAUAUACAAAAUACUGUUCCUUGUGAAAGACAACGAACUUAUGUUGAGGAAAAAACCUACACAAAUGCAGAAUUAUAUAAAGAGUUAAAUGCAGGUAAUGAAACAGAAAUUAGUGAUGAAGAACAAGAAAAUAUAAGCCAAAAGAUUGAAAUGUCUUCUGACUCAGAAAAAACAAAUAGAACCCUUUCUGAUGAUUUGACUAUUUCAGAAAUUAAUAGACAAUCAAAUGUUAAAAACGACCCUAAUGAUGAUGUAUCUGAAAUGCGACCCGGUGAAAAGGAAAAUAGAGCAAACAAAAACAAAUCUAGGAAACAAUGCAUAUCUGAGGAAAAUGUAGAAAUAAAUAAAAAUGAAAUACAAAAAGAUGAUGAUUUGUGUUUCUUUGCUGAACAUGAGAAAUAUAACUCAGAACUAGAAAAAACUAAAUAUGCUGAGUUUCUUAAAUUGUAUAUUAAAAAAACAAAUUUAUGCAAUAAGCUUUAUCUAAUUAAUUGUGGUACAUAUGAAGAAAAUGUACUUAAAGAUGUUGCUAGUACUUUUGGUGACUUUGACAUCGUCAGUUAUCAUAGGAAUGGCCAAUUAAAAAUGCCUAAAACAAAGGCAAUAGUAAAAAACUUGAAUCUGACUGCUGAAGUACAAUUACCAAUUGAUUCUGAGUCUCAAUCCAGUGACUCAGAUAUAAAAUGCCCAGUAUUUAGUCCUGGGAAAUCAGAUUGUUCAUUUGAAUUAAGUAACGAUUAUGAUGCUAAAUUACAAGAAAUGGUAAAUAAAACUUCUAGAAAAGAGAUCAUGCAAAUUAUCUUAGGCGAUAUAAUUGAUGAAUCACCGUCAAAAAUGCCAAAAAUCGAUUAUAUUACCGAAUCGAAUAUUGAUAACGCUAUCGAUUGUAAUAUAAAAAGGAAAAUUAAUGAUAAUGAAACCUCAGAAAAUAACAAUCGGCCAGUUCUAACACCCCAUAAAAUAAGAAAAAUGAGCACUUCUGAACUUAUUACCUCUACCACUCCAGAUACAGAAGAACCAAAUACUGAUAAUCAAGCCAGUGUCAGAUCGAAAUAUUUAGGACGGGCGAAAAGAGUUGGCCUCUCACGACCUAAGAGGACAGAACUACCAAACAGUCCUUCCAGUGACAAAUCAGUAGAGAACUACGAACAGAACACUCCUACUAAAACUUCCAAUGGAAAAGUAAAGGCACCAAGACAUGUGGUGCAACGAUAUGAAACGUCAGACCUAUAUAAACCCAAGUUACAUUUUCUGUCUAGGCGAAAUGUCAGUUAA
Messenger RNA from Pieris macdunnoughi, 3552 nucleotides. The record is from the annotation of a GenBank genome assembly. Lineage: Eukaryota; Metazoa; Arthropoda; Insecta; Lepidoptera; Pieridae.